This is a messenger RNA of Equus caballus (horse), 3187 nucleotides long. It is a transcript of the gene ATG4B, whose product is annotated as autophagy related 4B cysteine peptidase. NCBI's taxonomy places the organism in Eukaryota, Metazoa, Chordata, Mammalia, Perissodactyla, Equidae. Gene Ontology annotation, molecular function: protein-phosphatidylethanolamide deconjugating activity. The record is from RefSeq and is a predicted model, not a curated record.
GCUCCGUGCGGCGACAUGGCGCGUUGGGUCCGUACGUACGGCAAGAUGGCCGCGCCGAGGGCCUGGGCGCACGGCGGGCUGACGCGCCCGCUCCGGGGCCCCACUGCCCGCUCACGCCUGCUUCCGCUGCCCCGAUGGGUCGCUGCUGCGGUCCUCGGAGCGAACCACGUCGGCCGCCCGGGAGCCGAGCGCGCGAGCCUGGCCCUCCGCGCUGGGCCCCGCCGUACGCCAAGAUGGCGGCCGGCGGACUUCCGUCGCGCACUUCCGGCCCCGCCCGCGCCCGCUCUGCCGGGAUUGGCCCCGGCGGCGGCCCGUCGCGUCGCGUCGCGCUGCGGAAACGUCGGAGCGAAGCCUCCCUCAGUCGGCGGCCGGAGAGGGAAGAUGGACGCAGCUACUCUGACCUACGACACUCUCCGAUUUGCUGAGUUUGAAGAUUUCCCAGAGACCUCAGAGCCUGUUUGGAUACUGGGUAGAAAAUACAGCAUUUUCACAGAAAAGGACGAGAUCUUGUCUGAUGUGGCGUCGAGACUUUGGUUUACAUACAGGAAGAACUUCCCUGCCAUUGGGGGAACCGGCCCCACCUCGGACACGGGCUGGGGCUGCAUGCUGCGCUGUGGACAGAUGAUCUUUGCCCAAGCCCUGGUGUGCCGGCACUUAGGCCGAGAUUGGAGGUGGACACAGCGGAAGAGGCAGCCGGACAGCUACUUCAAUGUCCUCAAUGCGUUCAUCGACAGAAAGGACAGUUACUACUCCAUUCACCAGAUAGCACAAAUGGGAGUUGGCGAGGGCAAGUCUAUUGGCCAGUGGUACGGGCCCAACACCGUCGCCCAGGUUCUCAAGAAACUCGCUGUCUUUGACACAUGGAGCGCCUUGGCCGUCCACAUAGCGAUGGACAACACGGUGGUGAUGGAGGACAUCAGAAGGUUGUGCAGGAGCAGCCUUCCGUGUGCGGGGGCUGCCGCGUUUCCUGCAGAUUCCGACCGGCACUGUAACGGGUUCCCUGCUGGAGCCGAGGUCACCAACAGGCCAGCACCGUGGAGACCACUGGUGCUUCUCAUCCCCCUGCGCUUGGGGCUCACGGACAUCAACGAGGCCUACGUGGAGACGCUGAAGCGCUGCUUCAUGAUGCCGCAGUCCCUGGGGGUGAUUGGAGGGAAGCCCAACAGUGCCCACUACUUCAUCGGCUACGUUGGUGAGGAGCUCAUCUACCUGGACCCCCACACAACGCAGCCAGCGGUGGAGUUCACCGACAGCUGCUUUAUCCCGGACGAGAGCUUCCACUGCCAGCACCCUCCAAGCAGGAUGAGCAUCGGGGAGCUCGACCCGUCCAUUGCUGUGGGGUUUUUCUGUAAGACUGAGGACGACUUUAACGACUGGUGCCAGCAAGUCACAAUGCUGUCGCUGCUUGGAGGUGCCCUGCCCAUGUUUGAGCUGGUGGAGCAGCAGCCUUCCCACCUGGCCUGCCCCGAUGUCCUGAACCUGUCCUUAGAUUCCUCUGAUGUAGAGCGACUGGAAAGAUUCUUUGACUCAGAAGAUGAAGACUUUGAAAUCCUGUCGCUUUGAAAAUCCCGGAGUCAGGGGACGGUCUCCACUGGCCCUUGCUGGGGGUGCCUUCAAAAGCCCCGCCACGCCUCCGGUUGCCCGGCGCCGCGGCAUUUCAUCCAUCCAGCCUGCCCUGCUCUGCACACGGACAGAGGAGGACUGCACUGUCCUGGAGGCCUUACCGCGAGGCGCGGGACUGCUCAGCCCAGAACGCUCGGCUCAUCAGGGCUACAAGACGGGAGCGAGGAGCCGCCCGCAGGAAGCCCAGCACAGCCAGCUCAGAGCUUCUGAGAGCAGAGCCUUCACCCUUCGAGAGCGCUCCCUGCGACACUGCCAGCCCUGCGUUAGUGCGUCGCCUCUGUCCUGCUUCCUCCUGGGCUCUGAGUUCUGGGUUUGCUUUGGGAUUAAAGUCCUGUUUGAAGUUACUAGACACAGACAUGAAUUUCUGUUGGGCGUGUCCCAAGUCACUCUCGGAAGACCUGCGGGCGGCGGGCGUGAGAGGAGUGAUGCCCGCGGACGGGGCCGCCUGCCCUCUGCCAGGUGUGGUUUAUCAAGGGCUACCUCAGGGGGAGAUCGGGGUGAAAGAAUUAGGGCAAGGUUUCUCUUGCUUUGAGGAGAACAGCAAAGGGAUGGGGCGUGGUGGAAAUCAAAGAUGGCCAGGACAGACACGCCCGCUCUCUGGAGCUGCAGGUGGAGCCCGAGCUGUGCGUCUCAGUUUCUGUGUGGGCUCUGGCCUUGUGACUCGCCUGCGUGCUGCUGCUUGCUCAACGCACCAGCUUUCCAGGGUGGAGGGUGGUUGGAGGCUGGGAGGAGCCGCCCUGGCCUGUGCCCCUCGGGCCGCUGGCAAAGCGUGGGGGGCACGGCGAGCUGGGCUGGUGGAGGCCGGGGGUCCAUGGCACACUGCCACCUGGAGCCUUCCUCCAUCCGCUUGUCCUCAGAACUGCCCUCAAGGUCACCGAGGCUUCAGACAGGUUUGGGGCUGGAGGGUACAACCCUCAGCUUUGUGGUGCAAGAUCAGCACCCCACCGCUCAUGGCACCAGCUGGAGAUGCAGCCAGACCCUUCUGAGCACCGGCUGUCAGCACCGCGCCUUUAACCCUGCCGUCCCCUGGAGGGCACCGCCCCGAGGGCUUGCCGGCUGUCCUGGAAGAGCGGCUUUCGUCCCACCAGAAGCAUCAACAAGGCGGGUGGGAGCUCGGGCAGGCCCUCCUCCCCAGGUGGCGGCACUCGUGCGUGUCCCCCCCGCCCGCUGAGGUAGCAGAGGACACCCCGCCCCAUGUGUUGCCGACAUAAGUUAUUUCCCUUUUUUCUUUUUGUCCCUUUCCCUCCCUCCCUCCCUCCUCCUCCGUCAUCCUGUAGGUAGCCAUGGGGUCGGGAGGAGGAGGGUCAGGACGCUUUCCAUUCCUCCAUUCCUUCAGUGCUGCGUCUCUCUGGAUUAACAACAUGCUGCCGCCGGCUGGGGCCAGGCGGGUCCCGCUGCAGCUCCUGCUGUGGGUGCGAUGGUCGAAAUGGGAGAGAACUGGACCAAAGGGGAGCUUUGUCUUGUGUGUUUGGAAAAAGGCUUACUGAAGAGAAUGUUGUUCAUUCCUAGUAGUAUAGUUUGCAAUUCUUAAUGGCAAAUAAUAACAGUUUCAAUAGAAAACUAA